Castor canadensis (American beaver) is the source of this 240-nucleotide messenger RNA. The record is from RefSeq and is a predicted model, not a curated record. NCBI's taxonomy places the organism in Eukaryota, Metazoa, Chordata, Mammalia, Rodentia, Castoridae.
AUGAGAGUCCUCUUUGUUUUUGCUGUUUUCUUCUGUUUGCUCACAAACAUCAAAGGAGAUAUUCCACCUGGAAUUAGAAAUACUAUCUGUCUCAUGCAGCAUGGGAAAUGCAGACUCUUUUUCUGCUAUUCUGGUGAAGAAAAGGGUGACAUUUGCUCUGAUCCCUGGAAUAGAUGUUGUAUACCAUCCGUAAGUGAGGAAGAAAAUGAGAGUCCACAGGAUGAAACAACUGGAAACUAA